Molecule: messenger RNA, 1092 nt
Organism: Mesorhabditis belari
Lineage: Eukaryota; Metazoa; Nematoda; Chromadorea; Rhabditida; Rhabditidae
Source: the annotation of a GenBank genome assembly
AUGACAAACAAGAAGCGUGGUAAUGUAGGACCAAGCACGAGCACAGCCUCAGUCAGCACAGCUCCGCAGAUAUCAUCUCCAGCCGAAACACCAACAACUUCUGAGGGAGUUUUGAAGAAAGUCGACGGAUUGAAUGAUGAAGGAAAAAUCAACAAACUCGUAGAGUUGUUGGUGAAGGCCGAAAACGACAAGACGGCUUUCUCUAAAAAGGCACAAAAUUUUGACAAGCUCCAGAAAGCUUUUCAACAACAGGAGAAGAAAUGUGAUAAGGCCAACGAGAUUCUUAUAAAGACUGAGGCCAGCAAAAGCAAGCUUGAAGAACUGUGCCGAGAAUUGCAGAAGUGUAACAAAGAGAUCCGAGAAGAGAGCCUUACGCGCACGAAGAAGUUGGAAUCAGAGCGACAAGAGGCUGUGAAUCAAUUGCGCUUCUCUUUGAAGGAAAUCGAGAAGAAUAUGAAUGAGGGACGAAGCAGAUCUGACACAUUGGCCGAAGACAAUAAGCGCUUGUCGGAGAAAUUGAGUGAAUUGGGCACACAAUACGAGGAUCGAUUGAACAAUCUUGUUGAUUCGUAUAAGAAAAAGGAGGAAUACUGGGCCGAUCUUGAGAAAGCACGAGAUUGUGAGGUGAAUCUUCUGAAAACAAAACUUCAACACGCCGGCUUGUUGCAACAGAAGUCGGCGAAUGAGAAGGAAGAAUUGACGAGAAGUUUGCUUGAGGGAACGAGACGAGUCGGUGAAGCGAUUGAGAAUGAAUCAACUUUGCGAGAACAAGUCAAACAGUACUCUGCUCGUUACACCGAACUGGCCAAUAGUCUCUCACAAAGCAGCGAGGCUUUCGACAAGUUUAAAUCAGAAAUUGAGAGGGUGAACACUCAGCUGAAGAAAGUCGAAAUGGAGGCACAAAAGUGGAGGAUCAAAUACGAGGAAUCAAAUCGGUCGAUUCUCUUGAUGACCGUGCAGAAGCAAGAGAUUGAGGAACGAGCGGCCAGCUUUGAGAAAAAGGUGGGCACACUGGAGAACCUUUGCCGUGCGCUCACACAACGCAGUUCGGGUGAAACGGAGAAGAAAGAGGACAACACCGAUGCUUCAAGU